Molecule: messenger RNA, 916 nt
Organism: Vigna angularis (adzuki bean)
Lineage: Eukaryota; Viridiplantae; Streptophyta; Magnoliopsida; Fabales; Fabaceae
Exons: 1
Coding region: 93-755 (220 amino acids)
Molecular function (GO): protein binding
Source: RefSeq, a predicted model, not a curated record
UUUCAGUCUUUUGACAAAGAAUUUUGUUGUUCAAGUAUAAAUGAAAGCCAGCAGAGGCAGGUACAGAAGAAGAGCUUCUUCUCUGCAGCUCAAUGGAUAAAUCCAAAGAGAACUGGGCCUCCAACGACAUCGUUUUGCAGGUCGGAAUGCUCCUCGUCAUGUUCCUCUUCUACCUCUUCAUGCACAACGUCCCCAAGAAGCUCUGGUCUGACCUCCGUCUCCGCAACCGCGCCGACAUCCAAGCCAAGCGCCACUUCGUCCAAGGGGCCCAACUCCUCGCCCGAGCCCGCGCCUCCAAAUCCAAGGCCCUCGCCAAAGAAGCCCAGGCCCAGGCCCAACGUGCCAUCGCCCUCGACCCCCGCGACGCCGCCCCCCACCUCCUCAAAGCCCUCGCCCUCGAUUUCCUCGGCCUCCGCUCCGCCGCCCUCGAUUCCCUCGACGACGCCCUCUCCCCCCUCGCCGCCACCUCCCUCUCCCCCUCCGAGCGUGCCGACGCGCUUCUGAAACGCGCCGAACUCAGACUCGCCUCGACGCAGCGCGCCCGGGUCGACUCGGCCCUCGCCGAUCUCUCCGAGUCCGUCAAACUCAACCCCAACAACGCGAAGGCUUUCUUCUCUCUCGGAGAUUGCUUGGAGCGGAAGAAGAUGAACGAUGACGCCGUUAAGGCCUACCAGCAGGCUCUCGAAUUGAAACCCCAAUUGCACGUGGCUGAACAAGCCCUACACAGGUUGGAUUCUUCGCCCAAAACCAAUUGAGAUCUUGAACCGUUUUUCAUGCUAUGGUGUUCAUGCUAUCGUGUUCGAGUUACAGUUUCAUCUUUCCGCAACACCUUUAGAUCCAAUUACAAUUCACACUUGCUAAUUCGAUGGUGUUUUUGUGAUCUUUGAAAUUGGAAGAGAUUUUGGUUUAGGUUUAA